Molecule: messenger RNA, 351 nt
Organism: Didymosphaeria variabile
Lineage: Eukaryota; Fungi; Ascomycota; Dothideomycetes; Pleosporales; Didymosphaeriaceae
Exons: 2
Coding region: 1-351 (116 amino acids)
Source: RefSeq, a predicted model, not a curated record
AUGGCACAGAAGCUGCGGAUGUACACGACAUUCGUCACCAAAGGCCAAUUGCAGAGUACAAUAGCUACCAACGCCUACUUGCUUACAAGCCCUGGGAGGUCACGAGCGUGGAAGGCAAUAGCCGCACUCUUACCAUUAUUGAGGGUGAAGAUGGUCAUCUUCGGAUGUCCUACGGUGGUGCUGAGUGGACGGAGGACACACGAGCUGAAGAUGAAGGUCCAGGAUGGUGCGAGGAAGCAGAGUGGUAUGAAGCAGACGACUGGGGCUGUCCGCAUGGGAACGAAAAGGUCCAAAGGAAGAGGACGGUUCACUGUGGUUUCCCAUGCGCGAGAAUCGAAAGAUUGGAAUUAA